Messenger RNA from Aethalodelphis obliquidens (Pacific white-sided dolphin), 5720 nucleotides. Its product is annotated as A-kinase anchor protein 17B. The transcript is spliced from 4 exons. NCBI's taxonomy places the organism in Eukaryota, Metazoa, Chordata, Mammalia, Artiodactyla, Delphinidae. The coding region runs from base 11 to 2806 and encodes 931 amino acids. The record is from RefSeq and is a predicted model, not a curated record. Gene Ontology annotation, molecular function: RNA binding.
CGCAGAUACCAUGACGGUCACGAUGGUGUAUGAUAAUUCAGAGGCAACGGAGCUCUGUGCGGCUCAGCACCUCUACCUCAAGCCCAUAGCAAAGUUGAUGAUCAAUGUAUUGCUCCCUGAGAGCACGGAACCCAUGAGGCCCUUCUCUAACUGGGAAGUUCUUGACCAGCUGAAGAGCCUGAUUUGUCCUGACCAGUUCACCACAGUGCGGCUCUCCAAGAGUACUAAGGACUUCAUCCGAUUUGAGGGGGAGGCUGAAACUCGAAGUUUGGUUCAGAUCCUGAAGGCCAAGUUACACGGGAAGAUCAUCAAGCUAAGCGGUUUGAAAACAGACUUGAGAGUAGUGGCCACAGAUGCCCAGGGGGAGUGGGAACACUUCCCCAAAGAAAACGGGGCACCGUUGGCUGACGGGUCUGAAGAGCAGGACCACGAUAAGAGCCCAGAUUCCAUAUACUUCGAAGGCCUGCCCUGCAAGUGGUUUGCACCUAAAGGUUCCAGCGGGGAGAAGCCGUGUGAAGAGAUCCUUCGGGUGGUCUUUGAAAGUUUUGGGAAGAUCAAGAAUGUGGAUAUUCCGAUGCUCGACCCCUACCGAGAAGUCAUGACUGGUGGGAGCUUUGGUGGGUUCAGCUUCGGCUUGCAGACGUUCGAGGCCUUUAUACAGUACCAGGAGUCAACUGACUUUGUAAAGGCCAUGGAGUCCCUCCGCGGGAUGAAGCUGAUGCUUAAAGGAGAUGAUGGGAAAGCUCUGGCAUGUAACAUUAAGGUUAUGUUUGAUACAACCAAACACUUCAGUGAAGGAGCUAUAAGGAGGAGAAAUCAAGAAAGGCUGAAAUUACAAGAGCUGGAGGAAGAAAGGAAAAAAAAGAAGAGAGAAGAGGAAGAGGCUGAAAGAAAGAGAAAAGAGGAGGAGAGGAAAGCCCAGGAAAAGAGGAGAAAGGCCAGAGUCAGGAGGCACGCCCUGAAGGAAAGAAACAGACACCGGCAAAGGAGACAGAAGGACAGUGCCAAAGCGGAGGCCCGUCAGGGGCCCAGCUCUUCCGAGGACUGGGAAGAGAGGAAGGGCCUGCUGGCCAGGAGGCGGCUGGAGGCCCUCCGCCUGCUGCGGGCGCUCCUGAGGAAAAUCGCAAUAAGGCCCUUGCCCCAUUGUUCCUCGCUUUGGGGGUCUAUACAAUUUAACCCACGGGAGGUAGAUGUUGCAGUCUCCAAAGCUAAUCGUGCUCCGGGGACCACACUGGGAGCUCUGAAGAAAGAAGAGUUAAACACUCAGUAUCUUCAAAAUCAGGAGGAAAUGCCAAGAUAUCAGGUUUCCAAGUCAGAUAACAAGCGAAAACAAAAAAUGAAGGAAAGAGCUACGGCUCACUUACGUAAAUCUUCCCACUACCUUGGGGAAAAAAAAUUAAGAUAUUCAGCUAGAAAAGAGAGAACUGGAAAAUUAUUAACCAGUGAAUACAAUCACAGUUUGCUCCCUGAUGGGAAUUCUUUGCAAAUUGCCAUGAUUCAAGGUCAAUCUCUUGCGAAAGAAGACUACCAUGGUUCUAAUAAAUCCUAUUCUUCCAGAUUAGUUGAGAGAGACCAUGGCAGGAAACAGAAGAUCUAUGAAACAGAUGAAUUUAUUGACUAUCUUCUUAACUAUUAUCACACUCCAAAAUAUGCCCGUAUCUGCCUAGAACCAAGUCACAUAACAAGCACAUGUCAGUGGCACAGGGCCGUCCAUGCGAAAGGAAGUGGAUUUCAAAUCAAUUUGAGAAAACAUAAGCGUCAUUUAACCAGUUUGAGCCAAAUGCAAAACCUAGAUAGGAGAGAACAGGUGCAAGAAGACGAUUCCUGCACAAAGAUUUGUACUCAGGAUCCUGAGCAUAAAGCACAAAAGAGAGGAAAAGUGGAUUAUGCCAAAGAGUGUAGAAUGUUUAAGGGGUUUAAACAUCAUUGCAAGGACACAGUAUGUGAAGCUGGUGAUCGGCCAUCCCCAGCUUUUGGAAAGAGCCAUCUGUUGGAACAGACUCAUGCUUACCAGGUCCAAGAUUCCAUAUCCACAAGUCAAAGCCAAGUUUCCUCGCCCAACAGGUCAGCAGACUUUGAUUUGAGGUUGACAGAUUUCUUAGAGGAAAUUAGCAGUGAUUCUGAAUGUUUCAGUGAAAUCCUUAGUAUAAACAAAGAGGAGAAAGAGAAAUCUGUGGCCACAUAUGAUAGCUCCCCAGAAAAGGGAUCUCUUGACACUGAUGAAAUCAUCACUUGCGAUCCAGAAAUUAGGUCAAGUCAGCAAACCUUGUACUCAGAGUGGAAACAUGAGGAGGAAAAAUACUCUAAAUACGAGCUUAGGAAACCAGGCAAGAGGUCCAAUUAUGAACUGAGAUGUUCAUGGCUUGAGGGUGAAAACAGUUCUAUUAGAGAUGAGAAGAGCAACAGCAAAAAGAGUGAAAUAUUGGCCCCCAAAUACUUAUUUGAUAAAAUCUACCACCACGAAUCCAGUGCCAGUGAUCAAUUAGACACUGUCACAAGAAAGAGGAUGCAGUUUAGUGAUAGUACAUUUAACCAGAAAGUGAACUAUAGGCCCUUUCAUGUGCCAAUAACAUCAUCAAAAAGUGCUAAUGCUUCCUAUUUGGGGGAUUUUCCCAAAAGAAGAGAGGCUCCACGGAAGUCAGAAUAUAACCAGGAUGCAAGGAGGUUUAAAAGAUAUGAAAAUUCUGAAGAUUUCAUGCUGAAUUCUGAUAAUUACUAUACCAGACAUAACAGUCAGGAGCACAUUGACUACGGAAGCUAUUUAGGAAACAACCACGCUAGUUCUUUAUAUUUUCAAAUGUUUUGAAGGUCUCUUAGAUCAGGAAACUCUUACUCACAAUAAAAAUGUGCAAGAAGAAGAUUUCAGACCAAAUGUAGCUAUGUAGUUAGCAACUACAGAGCAAGAGAGCAACACUUCGGAGCACGAGCAAGGUCAAAUGCAAAACCUUGUUUCUCUUGCCAAAGGAUAAAGCAUAGAUCUAAGUGUGUGUGUGUGUUGCAGGUGUGUUGGCAAACUUUGGAAACACAAAACAUCCAGAUUCUGAAGGUUGGUAAAACAAUGUGCUUGCAAAACUUCCUUAUCCAAGGACAGACAUUUCUACAGUUCGAUUGCAACUUCAAUUCGGUGCCGUCAAAGGAGCAAAUUAACGCCGAGAGGAGUGAAGGCAGCCCUCGAUGGCUCUUCAGCGGUCAUAACAUUAUCAUUUAGCAUCAUUUAUCUUCAGAGGGAAUGGCAGUGAAUGAAUAAUGAUCUUUUUACUUGUUCUUUAAUUUCGUCAGAACACCAUGUGCAGCAACAAACUUUCCUGACUUUUAUCUAGAAAUACCUAUAGAUAAGAGGAGAGAUGACACCUAGAACAUAUGAUAGACUUCUUCAUGACAUUAGACAGUUCCAUGAGCAUCUACUAGAAAGAAAUUAAUCUUAUUAAUAUGUUCAUAGGACUUAAAGAGUUGUCCUUUUAGAAACAAAGCCUUGGAAGAAGAAUCUGAAAGGGGCUCAGAUCGUCCUUUGAGGUUUACACAGAUAGUGGACCAUUAGCAGAGUUGUUUUUUUGGAAGAACCCCAUGUCAUUCCCUCCUAGAAAAGCAACAGGAUUGAAGCGAUAUAACAUGGGAUUUGCCAAAGGAAAUAUUGAACGAUCAUGGGGCACCAGUAAUGGCACUUGGGAAGAGAGGACAUGACAGUAUUCCAUUUCAGGUUAUGUAAUCCUUUCACUCAGGGUUGGGUGACAUCAGUUUGUAAAAAGCCACUGAAUAUCCCAAAACUGACUUUUAUAAAACAUUAACAAGUGCCUCCUCAAUCCUCAAUAAUGCCAUGGAGUUAGGAAGAGUCAUGGGUAAAGCCCAUAGUUUUCUAGCGGGGGAAAAAUUGUAUGUGUGCCGGAUUUGUAAACUCUUAACAUAAGCAAUUUAUCUUUUUACCUACUGGUUUUGGACUCCUUGAAUAUGUUUUUAAAUUGAGAUAUUUUAUAGAUUCGCAAAGACAUACAUCUUAAUGCAGUGCAUGUUCUAUUGAAAGCUCGGCUGAUUCAUUCUGCCUUAUAUUGGAUUUAGGACCUCAGGGGGCAGUAGAUGACUUUUUUUCUUCCAAGAAAGCUAUAGCUGACAUGGCAAUUGAAGACCUCAAUGAGAUUAGAUUGCCUGCAGUGGGGAAAAGGUGAUUUUAAUCCACUGAAGUAGUGGAAGGCAACAUUUUCAUAUGACAUGAUUCAUUUCAAAUAGUCCUAAUUUGAUAGUCCAUAGAAAAGUACCAGGCUGGUAAAGCCAAGGUAGGAUGCCAGUCCUUGUGGUUGCCCAGAAUGACGAGGCACGAUGUGUGCUCAUAACCACCCUCUUGAGCAACCUGAUAUCUGAAAUGGCUAUAAAAUCUUCUAAUUGAUCUAAAGUAAGAGCCACAAGUUGUUUCAUUGAUCUCCUCUAAUAGCAUUUAAUAGAGGUAUGCCAGUACAAGCAAAAGUUCAGAAAAGAAUGUAACAUAGCAGAUUUAUACUUAUUAUCAAUGAAUGAUUUGUUGGCUCCCUUAUAUUCAAUUCCACUUGCAAGCCAGUGACUCUGCCAUCAAAACCAGGCUUGUCUUGUCUAAUCUGAAACAUUGCUCCUAGGGCGAGUGCCUUUUCUCCUCUGAGGGCUAGCAGUGAUUAUUAACGUUCAGAGGACUGUUGUCCGGAGUAGGCUUUUAAACUACUAACAGCUUGUAUUUUGUCAGACAACUUCUGGUAACCAGGUAUUAUUCUCCUCCAAUGAGACCCCCACCUCCUUAUUUUUUCAUGUUUCGUGCCCUUGAAACAAAGAGCAUUAUGGGUUUGUAAUGGAAAGCAGCUAUGCUUGUUUUGAAAAAGAAAAAACACCAACUCAAUCUCUUCUGUCAUUUGAUAAUUUUUCUUUGCAGAGAUUUUAGGCGUGAAAACAAUUUGCUGCUCAGUAACCAGACAUAAAAAAAUAAAUUGCAGAAUACAGCAUGUGCAAUUAAAAAUUUUUUUUGUAUAAUAGAACUGGUGCUAAGUCACUCCUAUAUAAUAUUUUGGUCUUGUUUUGUUUGCUAAAUACCAUCCUGGGACCUAGAAGAAAGUAAAAUUACUGGUUUUAUGUUUACUUUCUGUACAACCUUGGAUUUUUAUGUCUCGUGGUAAUGCAUUCUAGAUUUGAGUAAACCUCUUUUUUGGGGGGUGUGUAGGCCUUAAACAAGGAAGAGAACAAUUUAUCCUGAACUUUUCAAAUGAAUUGGCUUAGUAAGGAAUGAAACAGAGCCGAAAAUGUUGUAAUCACUUUCUGUUAACAUUGUUAUUCUUUGUUGUGCUGUUGUUUAAGUGGUGCAGAAGUAUUUUCUCAUAUCGUUUUCCUAUGUCCCAUUAAGUGAGGGCCUGAAGUUUAAGCUGUGUCUUUUAAAAUAGAUGUUUUUCCUUGUACGUGCUAAUAGUGCUUUAAGAAAGCUAAAAAUCUGUCAGUGCGUUUUUGUUCAAUUUGUUUGAAUUUCUCAGGGUAGAAAGCCAUGUAACCUGGUAAUUUGGAAAAUAAGAACCAAAUAAAUGUAUUUUCACUUGUCGCAAGACUGUUCAAAAUGUUAACUUCUAAAUGCUGAUAAUUCCACUUUGGGGGGUUGGGAUUUCUACCCGUGGUAUGCUGCUUUGCACUAACGUUGUUGAUCCUUUUUGUCAUUUGCAUUGGUAGAGAAAUAAUACAUAUUUGAUUUUCAGAUAUAUUAAAAAUAAAGUCAUAGAGUC